UAGGGCUCCUUUUAAAGUCUUCUUCUUCUUCUUCGGGAUUGAUCUGAUAACUCUGUUGAUUCUGCAAGAAGUAGCUAAGAUUACAAUGGCUUGGCGCAGUGCAGGAUCUGCUGCUCGCUCUUUCGUUUCCGCCACCGCUAGAGCUCCGUCCCUCCGACCUCCGCCGGCAACGCUUCCGCGCCUCCGUCCUUCCCAGUCCUCUUUGCCUCGCCGCCGAUUCACAAAUCCAAGGAACUUGGGAGAGCUUGGAUGCACACAGUCUCUCUUGCCUUUGCACAACGUGGUGGCUUCGUCGAGACUCAUUUCUCACCUUAAUCUCAACGUGCGAGCUUUCUGCGAACUCCCUAACGGGAAUGGAAAAGAUGGGUGAUGGAAGUGGAUUUUCAGUUGCUGUCAAGAGAGAAGUGCUACUGCUUUUGUACUUAAAUGCACGAAGUGUGUUGCAUCAGUCAUCUUGAAGCAGAUGGAGACUUUAUAAAGGGGUGCCCCAAGAUGAACACAUUGGUCGUGUUGUGUUUCGUUAGGAACCAGAAAACUUAAUACAUUAUUUGGUCUUUCACACUUUUGACAACAACAUUGUUGUUUUUUUAAACUUCAAGUUUCUCAGUAUAAUUUCGAAUAACCAUUGUUUCA
Messenger RNA from Brassica oleracea var. oleracea, 633 nucleotides. RefSeq lists its product as uncharacterized. The transcript has 4 exons. NCBI's taxonomy places the organism in Eukaryota, Viridiplantae, Streptophyta, Magnoliopsida, Brassicales, Brassicaceae. The record is from RefSeq and is a predicted model, not a curated record. Bases 86 to 370 code for a protein of 94 amino acids.